AUGGGCGACAUCACCGACCAACACGAGCAGACCUCUCCUACCGACGUCGCCGAAUCGCACUCGGUAGGAAACGGCAAUUCCGCCCCGAACGAGUCUCGCGGUAUCAAGCGUCAGCGCGGCAGCGCCGACGACGACGAGGAUGAGGAUGAGAAGGGCGGACGCGAGCGACGUAAGAUUGAGAUUAAGUUCAUCAGCGAUAAGUCGCGUCGCCACAUUACCUUCUCGAAGCGAAAGGCCGGUAUCAUGAAGAAGGCUUAUGAGCUUUCUGUUCUCACUGGCACGCAAGUUCUUCUCCUCGUCGUAUCAGAGACCGGCUUAGUGUACACCUUCACGACACCAAAGCUCCAACCCCUUGUUACGAAGGCCGAGGGCAAGAACCUCAUCCAGGCAUGCCUCAACGCCCCCGAGCCAACUCCCGGCAACGAGAACGGUGUCGACGACGCGAAUCAGGUCGAGUCGCCCGAAGAGCCCACCGGUCAGCACCUCCCUCCCCAACAGCAACGACCCGGAAUGCCUGGAGGCCACCACUUGCCUCCCAAUUAUAUGCCCGCCGCCGUCCCGAUGGACCCGAUGGCCUAUCAAGGUUAUGUCCAGAGAGGUGGUCCGCCCGCGCCUUACGGUAUGCCGCCCCAGCCAGGCAUGCCGCAGCAUACGGGCCAUCAAUCGUGA
Messenger RNA from Scedosporium apiospermum, 669 nucleotides. RefSeq lists its product as uncharacterized. The record is from RefSeq and is a predicted model, not a curated record. Lineage: Eukaryota; Fungi; Ascomycota; Sordariomycetes; Microascales; Microascaceae. The transcript has 3 exons. Gene Ontology annotation, biological process: positive regulation of transcription by RNA polymerase II. Gene Ontology annotation, molecular function: RNA polymerase II cis-regulatory region sequence-specific DNA binding; protein dimerization activity; DNA-binding transcription factor activity, RNA polymerase II-specific. The coding region runs from base 1 to 669 and encodes 222 amino acids.